Molecule: messenger RNA, 2364 nt
Organism: Oncorhynchus mykiss (rainbow trout)
Lineage: Eukaryota; Metazoa; Chordata; Actinopteri; Salmoniformes; Salmonidae
Product: anti-apoptotic protein NR13
Biological process (GO): intrinsic apoptotic signaling pathway in response to DNA damage; regulation of apoptotic process; extrinsic apoptotic signaling pathway in absence of ligand
Cellular component (GO): mitochondrial outer membrane
Molecular function (GO): BH domain binding
Source: RefSeq, a predicted model, not a curated record
UCUUCUAGCGGAACAAUACAAUUCAGGGAAAUGCCAUUUUUUGUGACGUUGCUUAGUGAGUAUAAAGUCUGGCGAGAGCCUGGUGAGGCGGAAAUACGGUUGAUGACAGCGAUCCUCCUUCCGUCUGUACGUGGAGAAAGCAGUCUGAUCGCUGGGAGGACCAUGUCAUGCGGGCUGUGGAAAGAAACCCUGGCAAUAGCAGAGGACUACCUGUCUGUCUGCAGUAUUAUCCCUGCCAGUGGGUCCCGGAAAGCCCCGCCUGGUCCUCCUCCCAGCGACUCGGCUGCAGCCAUGCGGCGCCAGGCCCGGGACAUGGAGGCCAAGCACCGGGCCCGCUUCCAUGCCCUGGCACACAGCUUCCUGUGCCAAUGCGGGCCGGACCCCUGCGCCUGUCUGAGGAGGGUGAUGGAGGAGCUGGUGGGAGAUGGACAGAUGAACUGGGGGAGGGUGGUCUCUCUGUUCACCUUCACUGGUGUGCUGGUCAGAGAACUACAGGGAGAGGACACAGACCAGGGGCUGGGUAAUGGCAUGGAGCUGGGGGGGAAGGAGAGCUGCAGGGCACUGGCGGAGACCAUAGCAGACUACCUAGGAGAGGAGAAGAGUGACUGGAUGCUGGAGAACAAAGGCUGGGAGGGCUUCUGUAAGUUCUUCCACACAGCAAGAGAGGUGAACCAGGACUCGUCCAUGAAAACUGCCCUGUUUGCUGCUGCUGGCGUGGGCAUCGCAGGGUUAACCUUCCUCCUGGUCCGCUAACACACAGCACAAGCCCUGCUGCAUCAUUAGUCUCAUUUCAAAGUGAUGGCCGUGUGGUAGGUCUUCAAUGGGUUAAAUGGUGUCACAACAGGGGCAAAACACUGUCUUGAAAAUGAGGGGUGGGGGAGAGACUAACUUAGGGCCAAAAUAUCUUUUUUUGAAUAGUGGAUGGGACAUGUCCCCCUUCACCCCCUGGUGAGUUACACCCAUGUGUCACACUGAAGCAGGAUUCCAUUACAUGGUUUAGUUUCAUUCAUCAACUGAAUGUUUCCACAUCUUUCAGUCUGCAGUAAUACCUUCAACUAUUACCAACUCUAUGAUUCAGUCAUACUUAGAGAUUGUACCACAACAAACUAAAGGCCUUCUGAAAUGAUGGAAUAUGUGAAUAUUAUUAGUUUACAUAUCUUUCCGCUGUUAUGUUAUUAAAAUAUAGUAUUUUGUCAAAGCGAGAGCACAGGGACCACAUGUUGUGUUGACCACAACUGGACUACUAUGGUUGGUUGCAUUCUGUUUGACCGUGCAGCUACACAGAUGACCAUUUAGAUGUGGAUGGCUGCAUUCUGUUUGACCGUGCAGCUACACAGAUGACCAUUUAGAUGUGGAUGGCUGCAUUCUGUUUGACCGUGCAGCUACACAGAUGACCAUUUAGAUGUGGUUGGUUGCAUUCUGUUUGACCGUGCAGCUACACAGAUGACCAUUUAGAUGUGGUUGGUUGCAUUCUGUUUGACCGUGCAGCUACACAGAUGACCAUUUAGAUGUGGAUGGCUGCUUCUCAAAUGGGGACUUCAUCCCUAUCUCAGGGCUAUUCAAAUCCAAGCCUGACGUAGUCCUGCUUAUCUGUUCUACCUGAUCAUUAAUGGCACCCAACUGGUGUCUCAGGUCUAAAGCCGUUCCUGGUAAGAGGGGAGGAAUGAAAAUCAACAGUGGAACUGGCUUGUUGGUCCAGAUUUCAAUAUCCCUGACCUAUAUAGAAAUGGGGUGGCAUUUGGGGACAAACCCCAUCAUUUUGUCCACUGCUUAGUGUCCUGACUUGUUUUUAUGAAUGUCCCUCUUGCCUUUCUACUUCAAGUAAUGUGUGUGUGUGUGUGUGGCAAGAAUAUUUUUUAGUGUAAUAAACAUACAUUAAUAUAUUAUAUUUAUAUGAAAUAAAAAUGUUAAGUUGCCAUCUUUGCAUUGCCCCUUGGCAGAUUUCAUUGUUAUUUUGUAGUUUACCUUUUUCUCUCUGUCUCGUCAUGUUAGACAUCCAUUUCUAGUUUAUAAAAACAGGGUUCUUCUACUCCAGGCCCGGAGGUCCACAUUACUGCCCGAUUCUUUUCUACCUGCUAAUUGAUUGGCCCCGUCUCUGAGAUGAUGAAAACCAGAAGUGUUCAGGUCCUCCAGGCCUGUAGUUAAAUAUCCUUGGUCUGUCUGUGUAGGUUUCUAUCAGUGUCUGAGAUGGUAUGUAAUGUUUUUCAGGGCUUUACAGACAGUGGUGCUACAGUGUGAGAUGAUAUUAAGCAUGUCUGCCUCAGACCAAUUGACUAGACAUGGUCUGCAUUGCAAAUGCACCCUGUUCCCUAUAGUGCGUGACUUAUUUAUGUCUUUUUCUAAAUAAAAAGUUUCAGUCAUGGA